Thamnophis elegans (Western terrestrial garter snake) is the source of this 1228-nucleotide messenger RNA. Its product is annotated as H-2 class II histocompatibility antigen, E-S beta chain-like. Gene Ontology annotation, molecular function: MHC class II protein complex binding. Gene Ontology annotation, cellular component: membrane; MHC class II protein complex. The coding region runs from base 91 to 858 and encodes 255 amino acids. Gene Ontology annotation, biological process: immune response; positive regulation of T cell activation; immunoglobulin production involved in immunoglobulin-mediated immune response. The transcript has 5 exons. The record is from RefSeq and is a predicted model, not a curated record. Lineage: Eukaryota; Metazoa; Chordata; Lepidosauria; Squamata; Natricidae.
CCCAAUCCAGACCCUCCGAUUCCGCCUCUGGGGCUGGAGGCAUCGGCGUCUUUCUCCCCUGUCUUUGGGGGCGCUUGUGGGGCAGCAUCCAUGGCUUUUGCUGGGCUCCCCCUGAUGCUGCUGGUGGGGGCGCUGGCCCGGAUCCCCGGAAGCGAAGGGGGGAAGGAGACCCCCGCCCAUUUCCUGCACCAGAUGAAGACCGAAUGCCGCUCCUUCAAUGGGACGCAGCGGGUGCGGUUCGUGGACAGGCAGAUGUACAACCGGCAGGAGUUUGUCCGCUUCGACAGCGACCGCGGGGAGUUUGAGGCCGUCACUCCGUUGGGGCAGCCAGAUGCAGACAAGUGGAACAGCGACCAGGUCUUCCUGCAGUACACAAGGGGCCAAGUGGAUGCCUUGUGUCGCUACAACUAUGAGCUUCUCCAAAGGAAUUCUGUGAUUGGUUGGAGAGCCAAGCCCACCAUCACCAUCUCCCCCACCAAAAUGGAACCCGACUCCCCCAACACCAUCCUCCUCUGCACCGCUACGGGCUUUUACCCCGUGGAGAUUGAGAUCCAGUGGCUGAAGAACGGCCGGCCGGAGAAGGAGGGUGUGGCGUAUGGGGAGGAGCUCCAGAACGGAGACUGGACCUACCAGCUCAUGGUGAUGCUGGAGACCCAGCCCCAGCGGGGGGACGUCUACACUUGCAAGGUGGAUCACGCCAGCCUGGAGGCCCCCGUCACUGUCCAAUGGGAGCCCCGUACCUCCAGCUCUGCCAAGAGCAAACUCUGGACGGGGAUAAUGGGAGCUGUGAUAGGAGUGUCCUUCUUUGCAGUGGGGCUCUACUCUUACCUGAAGGCCAAGAAAGCCCUCGUGACUUAAUGCUGCUCUCAGAUGCAAAAGGAUGUUUUUUCUUCAGGAGCUGAUGAAUUUCUGGCUUUUUUGCAACAUCUGAAAAUGGAGGUUGUAGGUGGCAGGUUGGAAGGAUGAGAACUGGACCUUCUCCUGCUGAGACCCUUCCCCAGCAGGGUCUCAUUUUCAUUUGGGGGGGGGGAGAGGGAAGGUGUGGGGACAAUCUAGACCAGGGAUGUCAAACUCAAGGCCCAGUGCUUAAAUCUGGUUACAUUCUAGCUUAAAUCUGGGUGCUUAAAUCCGGUUACAUUCUAGGGUGCUUAAAUCUGGUUACAUUCUAGCAGUAAUUGCUUUCUUUCAAGUGUUUACUCUUGAGCUUGCCUGGGGUAUGAGCUGUGGA